Molecule: messenger RNA, 1609 nt
Organism: Ziziphus jujuba (common jujube)
Lineage: Eukaryota; Viridiplantae; Streptophyta; Magnoliopsida; Rosales; Rhamnaceae
Product: protein TILLER ANGLE CONTROL 1
Exons: 5
Coding region: 443-1354 (303 amino acids)
Biological process (GO): morphogenesis of a branching structure
Source: RefSeq, a predicted model, not a curated record
AGAAAGGAAGAAAUUAAGAAAAAGUUAAAAGAAAAGAAAAGGAAAGGGAAAUAAAGAGAAAUUAAGAUGGAUGCAAAAUUGGAAUUUCAUGUGGGCAGGGGAGAAGAGCAGAGCAUAAAUAAGACUUAAGAGUAUGCAGCAGAGGGGGGUGAGCAUAUCACUUCAAGAAUUUCGGCAUAUCGAACAUGCCAGACAGAGCCAACAUCGUGGCUCGUCGAACAUGCCAUGCUCCCGUAAACAUGGCUAUGUAUUAGGUCCCACCUACAGGGACACGUGUUUUCAUCUGAUUCUCCAUCCCAGUUGGCCCCUUCUCCUUUUCACUCACUCUUCUUCUUCUUCUUCUUCAUCUUCUUCUCUAUACCAAACCCCCUCACUACCACUUGCUUUGACAUAUUUCUUUCGUACCGCCGUUUCUCUUUCCUGCUUGCUUUGUUGAGAAAACAUGAAGAUCUUCAACUGGGUUCACAAGAGGUUCCAUCAUAGCGUCCUCAAGGAUGACUUAGCUCAAAACGUGGAAAAGACUGAACUUGUUACGAGUGACAAGGACACGCAAGCAUUGCUCAAACAAGUUGCACUUGUUGAUGCGCUUGAUGGUUGGAAGGAUGGCAUUUUGACAAUCGGGACGUUCGGUUUUGAUCCCUUAAAGCCAUUCAACCAACAACCGAAAGAAUAUUUGGUUCUGGAAAGUGAAGAAGAUGAUGAAGAAAGCCGAGAGUACUUGCUUGAUAGUAAUGAUGAAGAUGGAGAAAAUGAUAAUGUGGAGGAUGAAGAAGUAAACCCUUUGAUGUUUACGAGCCUGGGACACAGUUUUGAGGAUGUUGGCCCGAACUUUGAUGCUGAUGUUCUUGAGAAACCUGAUGAUGUGUUACUGACCCUUGAUGGAGUUCCUUUAGCUCCAUAUGUGGGGUCUGAUCAUCAUCAUGGACUUGGUAUGGAACAGGAAAUUUGCGCCGUUGAUCAAAAGAAGAAGAAAGGUGAAAGAACAACGUUGGCUGACUUAUUCUUGGCUGAUGCUGAUGUUAAGAUGAAACUAGAUUCUGGUAAAGUUAUGCCUAAAUCCAAUAAAAAACUUAAUGUUGGAUCAAAAAACGGCCUCUCCUUUGCCAAGAAGUUCAUUCCUCGUGUCAAAGAGGAUUCAAGUCCAAUAAAGAAUCUGCAACGAGUGAGUAAAACUCUGAUGAAGAGGAUGUUGAAAAGGAAGAUUCAUCCUGAAAUUGACGACAAGAUUAACAAAUCUGAUGGCCAGAAGCCUGCAGCAGGGGCAGCAGGGCUCGUGAUCACCAACGGCGAACAAGCAGCUUCUCAUGAAGCAGUUUCUUUGCUUCCAAUUCAAGGUUCCACUUCUGAGGUUUGAGCAAUGGCCAUGCCUGCCUUGUUCCUUAUAUAUAUAUAUAUAUAUAUAUAUAUAUAUGUAUUUAUUAUAUUGCUGUAUAAUUAAUAACUUUGUAUGCGCAGUUUUAAUUAGGUUUUCCAAGUGUAUGGACUGUUUGGCAAGUGUGAUUGUUUUGUAAUUUCUUUUCUUAUAUUAUUUUGUUUUAGUAUAUUGAUGAUGCGAGUUUGGUUGUCACAUAACUCAUAAACUAUAUUUAAUGUUUGGCGUUUUGAUGCA